GGUAAAAAAUUUCAUAAGGAUAAAAUUCUUACGGUUUGUUUUAAGUCUUAUGCCAAUUCGUGUAUCAAGGCCUUUAUAGAUGGUGCUACCUCUGCCAUAUUUUAUCGUAGCCUGUAUACAUAGUGACACGUGCUGAACAUUACAAACUUUAUUUAAAAAGAAAAGAGUUAUCUAAAAUCGAUAUUAAUUAUAUUAUUGAUUAUAUUAAUCAAUUGUGUUAUAGGAAUCAAAAUAAUGGCAAAAUCAUUACGUAGCAAAUGGAAGAGAAAAUGCAGAGCUGUUAAGAGAGAACGUUAUGGUGCGAAAGAACUCGUCAGAUUGAAAAAGACUCUUGGUAUCGAUGAAAAUGGUGAUAUUGAAAUGCCAGAAAUAUCUGAGAUUGCUAAAGUGGUUGAUGCAAAGGACAUAAAAGAAAAUUCUAAAACAAAGGAAAAUCAUAAAAGUGAUGAUACAGAGAAAAUGGAAGUGGACAGUGGUAGAGUAUACGAUAAGAAAACAUUAAAGGAUCAAUAUGGAAAUUAUCCUAUCUGGAUGAAUAGACGAAAGAUAAUGAAACAUAAGAAGGGAAGAGCAAAAGCUGAUAAAGGUACUACGAAAACAUGCAAAAGAUUAACUAGGCGACAGAAAAAAGAAUUGAAACAGAAGAAGUAAUGUUGUACAUUUAUAAUUAUUAAAUGGUAAAUGUUUAUUUUGACACAAGAUAAAAAUAUACAAAAAUAUUAGAAUCAAUCAAAUCAAAAA
Molecule: messenger RNA, 741 nt
Organism: Vespa crabro (European hornet)
Lineage: Eukaryota; Metazoa; Arthropoda; Insecta; Hymenoptera; Vespidae
Product: protein LLP homolog
Exons: 3
Coding region: 235-651 (138 amino acids)
Biological process (GO): dendrite extension
Cellular component (GO): nucleolus
Molecular function (GO): RNA binding
Source: RefSeq, a predicted model, not a curated record